Messenger RNA from Rhododendron vialii, 4939 nucleotides. RefSeq names its product regulatory-associated protein of TOR 1. The transcript has 23 exons. Gene Ontology annotation, cellular component: cytoplasm; TORC1 complex. The record is from RefSeq and is a predicted model, not a curated record. Bases 466 to 4569 code for a protein of 1367 amino acids. Gene Ontology annotation, biological process: positive regulation of protein serine/threonine kinase activity; positive regulation of cell growth; cellular response to starvation. NCBI's taxonomy places the organism in Eukaryota, Viridiplantae, Streptophyta, Magnoliopsida, Ericales, Ericaceae. Gene Ontology annotation, molecular function: protein-macromolecule adaptor activity; protein binding.
ACACACUUGGAAAUUAUUACUCCAGUACAGAAAAACAAUUCUCCUCCUCCCUCCUCUCUCUCCCUCUCUCCCCUCUCUCUCACUAAAAAAUUCCACUAAACGUAACCCUUUCUUCGGCCUCAGCCGCACUGCUCUAUUCUAUUGUGCGCCUCCACCGUCUUCUUCUUUCUUCUUCCUCAUCCUCAUCCUCGCCCUAGGGUUUUCAAAACCCUCCACUCAUCCACGCCCUUUUCACGUCUUCGGAGCUGGAUAAAGAUAUCUCCAUGCGCCGUCGUUUCAGCCCUUUCGUCGAUUAGACUUUCUCCCUCUUUAACUCUCUCUCUCCCCCCAUCGGUGAUCCAUACGAGCUCCGGAUUUCGGCCGUUAGGGUUUCAUUUCCUCAACACCUGGUAUGAGCUCCUGCUGCGUGUGGUGUCGAGAUAAGGUUCGAUUAGGGCAGGGCUGAUACUCUCGGGCGGGCUUUGGAUGGCAUUGGGAGAUUUCAUGGCAUCUCGAUUCUCGCAAUCCCCGGUAGUGGCCGCGGUCUCGAAUCAUUUCGACGAUUGCUCGAUCGCCGAUGACGUGGAUUUGGUUGGGCGCCAGACAACGGAUAGGGAUAGGGACAGGGAUUCCGAGACCGCGAGCAGUAGUUAUGGCAACGGUGUUACUGCCACUGCCACGAGCAUGGCGUAUUUUCCGCAGACUAUUGUUUUGUGCGACCUAAGACACGAGGCAUUCGAGGUUCGUGUUCCAUCCGGUCCGGCCGACAGUGGGUUGGUCUCGAAAUGGCGACCGAAGGACCGAAUGAAGACGGGAUGUGUUGCACUUGUUCUCUGUUUAAACAUUAGCGUUAGCCCACCGGAUGUAAUUAAGAUAUCUCCUUGUGCCAAAAUGGAGUGCUGGAUAGAUCCAUUCUCCAUGGCCCCUCGAAAAGCACUUGAAACAAUUGGGAAAACAUUGAGUCUUCAGUACGAGAGGUGGCAACCACGGGCUCGCUACAAGUACCAAUUGGAUCCCACUGUGGAAGACGUGAGGAAACUUUGUACGACAUGUCGCAAAUAUGCCAAAUCUGAGAGAGUUCUGUUCCACUAUAAUGGACAUGGUGUGCCGAAGCCAACUUCUAAUGGUGAAAUUUGGCUGUUUAAUAAGAGUUAUACACAGUAUAUCCCGUUGCCGAUCAGUGACCUAGAUUCCUGGUUAAAGACCCCGUCAAUCUAUGUCUUUGAUUGCUCUGCUGCUGGGAUAAUCGUCAAUACCUUCAUAGAGCUUCAGGGUUGGAGUACGUCUUCUGGAUCUUCCACGAGGGAUUGCAUCCUGCUUGCCUCCUGUGAAGCACAUGAGACUCUUCCUCAGAGUGCUGAAUUUCCUGCUGAUGUGUUCACAUCAUGUCUCACAACACCCAUCAAGAUGGCAUUGAGAUGGUUCUGCACUCGUUCAUUACUUCGUGAUUCUCUAGAUUAUUCGCUUAUAGAUAGAAUUCCUGGCCGGCAAAACGACCGUAAAACACUUCUGGGAGAACUGAAUUGGAUAUUUACAGCAAUCACGGACACGAUUGCUUGGAAUGUCCUCCCGCAUGAUCUUUUUCAGAGAUUAUUUAGACAAGAUCUGCUAGUUGCCAGUUUGUUCCGAAAUUUUUUACUUGCUGAGAGAAUAAUGCGUUCGGCAAAUUGUUCCCCGAUUUCAUAUCCUAUGUUGCCACCUACUCAUCAGCAUCAUAUGUGGGAUGCCUGGGACAUGGCUGCUGAAAUCUGCCUUACUCAGCUUCCGACUUUGCUGGAGGAUCCUAACGCUGAUUUCCAGCCAAGUCCUUUUUUCACAGAACAAUUAACAGCUUUUGAGGUGUGGCUUGAUCAUGGAUCUGAACAUAAGAAACCGCCUGAGCAGUUGCCUAUCGUUCUUCAGGUUUUACUUAGUCAAUGUCAUCGGUUUCGUGCACUUGUGCUUCUGGGAAGAUUCCUCGAUAUGGGUCCCUGGGCCGUAGAUCUGGCCUUGUCUGUUGGAAUAUUUCCAUAUGUUCUAAAGCUGUUGCAAACUACUACACCAGAGCUGCGGCAGAUUCUUGUGUUUAUAUGGACUAAGAUCCUUGCACUUGAUAAGUCAUGUCAGGUCGAUCUGGUAAAGGAUGGGGGGCACACUUACUUCAUAAGGUUCCUUGACAGCGUGGAAGCAUAUCCAGAACAGCGCGCAAUGGCUGCAUUUGUUUUGGCUGUCAUUGUAGAUGGACACCGGCGGGGUCAGGAGGCCUGUAUUGAAGCUGGUUUGGUAUAUGUAUGUUUGAAGCACCUCCAGAGUUCAACUCCAAAUGAUUCGCAAACUGAACCCCUAUUUCUUCAGUGGCUGUGCCUCUGUCUUGGAAAGUUAUGGGAAGAUUUUACAGAGGCACAAACAAUUGGUUUGCAGGCAGAUGCCCCAGCUAUUUAUGCACCUCUACUCUCUGAGCCCCAACCUGAGGUGAGAGCAUCGGCUGUUUUUGCUCUGGGCACUCUGCUUGAUGUUGGAUUUGACUCAUCUAGAGAUGCCGUUGGGGGAGAUGAAGAAUGUGAUGAUGAAGAAAAAGUUAGAGCUGAGAUCAGUAUUGUUAAAAGCCUUCUAAAUGUUGUUUCCGAUGGAAGCCCACUUGUACGGGCAGAGGUUGCUGUAGCUCUGGCACGGUUUGCUUUUGGCCACAACAAGCACUUAAAGUCAAUUGCUGCGGCAUAUUGGAAACCUCAGUCUAACUCUGUUCUCAGCUCCUUACCUUCUUUGGCCAUCAAGGGUACAGGAAGUGGUUAUUCUACUCCAACGCAGUAUUUGCCACACGGAAGCAUGGGUCCUACCCAAAUGGGUCCUCUGUUGAGAGUUGGUGGAGAAAACCAAUCCGUGGUCCGAGAUGGGAGGGUUUCCACCAGUAGCCCACUUGCUACUUCAGGACUAAUGCAUGGGUCUCCAUUGUCUGAUGAUUCAUCCCAGCAUUCCGAUUCUGGCAUACUCAAUGACUGCAUGAGCAAUGGUGCGGUACACCACACAAGGCCUAGACCUCUUGACAAUGCAUUGUAUUCUCAAUGUGUAUUGGCUAUGCUUACAAUAGCCAAGGAUCCAUCACCACGUAUUGCCAACCUUGGUCGGCGAGUACUUUCCAUUAUUGGGAUUGAACAGGUGGUGGCAAAAUCUGUGAAAUCCAUUGGAAGUGUUCGACCGGGUGAACCCCCUACUCCAGCUCCAAGUCUUGCUGGCUUAGCCCGUUCGUCUUCUUGGUUAGAUAUGAAUGGAGGUCAUUUGCCCCUUACAUUUAGAACUCCUCCAGUUAGUCCUCCUCGACCAAGUUACUUGUCAGGAAUACGAAGAGUUUGUUCGCUAGAGUUCCGGCCACACCUAAUAAAUACUCCUGACACGGGAUUAGCUGAUCCACUUUUAGGUUCUGGUGGUGCUUCUUCUGGGGUUUCAGAGCGUAGUUUUCUUCCACAAUCAACCAUCUACAAUUGGAGUUGUGGUCACUUCUCGAAACCACUUCUUACAGCAGCAGAUGAUAGUGAAGCAUUAAUGGCUAGAAGAGAGGAGAGAGAAAAAUAUGCCCUGGACCUCAUUACAAAGUGUCAGCGUUCUUCUGUUAACAAAAUACAGAACCAAAUUGCUAGUUGGGAUACAAAAUUUGAUUCGGGCACCAAAACAGUGUUGCUGCAACCUUUCUCUCCAGUUGUUAUUGCUGCCGAUGAGACCGAACGAAUCAAAAUAUGGAAUUAUGAGGAAGCCACACUUCUCAACAGUUUUGACAAUCAUGAUUGUCCUGACAAAGGAAUAUCAAAGCUCAGCCUUCUGAAUGAGCUUGAUGACAGCUUGCUUCUUGUUGCCUCAAGUGAUGGGAAUAUCCGAAUUUGGAAAGAUUACAAUGUAAAGGGUAAACAAAAGCUUUUAACUGCAUUCUCUUCAAUUCAAGGUCACAGACCUGGUGUGCGCAGUGUGAAUGCGAUUGUGGACUGGCAGCAGCAGUCUGGGUAUCUGUAUGCCUCUGGUGAAAUGUCAACUAUUAGGGUUUGGGACUUGGAUAAAGAGCAGCUUGUUAAUUCUGUUCCUUCCUCAUCAGAUUGCAGCAUCUCAGCUUUGUCUGCUUCUCAAGUUCAUGCGGGUCAAUUUGCAGCUGGGUUUGUGGAUGGUUCAGUCAGACUGUUUGACAUUCGAACCCCUGAGCUACUCGUAUGUCUGACGCGACCACAUGCUCAGAGAGUAGAAAGAGUUGUGGGGAUAGGCUUUCAACCUGGACUUGAUCCGGCAAAGAUUGUCAGUGCAUCUCAAGCCGGCGAUAUUCAGUUCCUUGACAUCAGACGCCAGAAGGACACGUACUUGACAAUUGAUGCUCACAGGGGCUCGCUUACGUCUCUAGCUGUUCAUAGACAUGCCCCCAUAAUUGCCAGUGGCUCUGCCAAACAGCUGAUCAAAGUCUUCAACUUGGAGGGUGAACAAUUAGGGAGCAUACGAUACUACCCCACCUUCAUGGCCCAGAAAAUAGGUUCUGUAAGUUGCCUCACCUUUCACCCCUACCAACUGCUGCUUGCAGCUGGUGCAGCCGAUGCCUGUGUCUCCAUCUACGCCGAUGAAAUAUCUCCCCCACGAUAAAUCGCCAUCAUUUUCUCUCCCCUAAGAAGCUUUCAAGUAAAUGAGGCAACGGGUGUAUUGGUUCAAAUUCGCAGUGGGGCCCAUGGUGCAAAUUGUGUGGUAUAUAUUCAUUAGCCUUCAUAGAUUGGUCAUACAGGUCUGGAAGAAAUCCGGAACAUAUCUCCGGAGGCUUUGACAAAAUAAUCUGAUAUGUAGGUAAAAAGUGAUGUAAAUAUUCUCUGUUUUUUUUUUUUCUCCUUUUUAUUAUAAUUUGUGCUUCCCCCCCUUUUCUGGUGUGUUAUAUAUUUCCCCUUCCUCCCAAUCCCUUUGUUCCAUUUGUAAAAUCAGAAUAUUCCUCAUUAUUAUUAAUGCAAGUUUCUUUUUUUUUUUU